Messenger RNA from Saprolegnia diclina VS20, 1231 nucleotides. RefSeq lists its product as hypothetical. Gene Ontology annotation, molecular function: single-stranded DNA binding; 5'-tyrosyl-DNA phosphodiesterase activity. The transcript is spliced from 2 exons. Gene Ontology annotation, biological process: double-strand break repair. The coding region runs from base 29 to 1135 and encodes 368 amino acids. Gene Ontology annotation, cellular component: PML body; cytoplasm. NCBI's taxonomy places the organism in Eukaryota, Oomycota, Saprolegniomycetes, Saprolegniales, Saprolegniaceae. The record is from RefSeq and is a predicted model, not a curated record.
CGUAUCCGGACUAGAAACAGUUGCCGCCAUGUCCUUGCCAGCGUGGGCGGAUUGGGACUGCCCGCGCUGCUCCCUCAUCAACGCGCCCGACUGCGACGCAUGUGAAGCAUGCGACUUGGCGCGCCCUGACGCGGUGGCGGCGGAUCCACGGGCCGCCUUCUUCAACAUUGCGCUCGCCAGCGCCGGCGCCAAGCGGCCGAUCGAUGUGGUCGACUUGGCCUCGAGCGACGACGACGAGAGCGCCAAAGAGACUGCGGACCCGAAGCCGCAUCGUGCGAUGGAACGGCCCACAAAGCAGCGCAAGACAGAGACCGACGACACGGCAGCGUCCACGCCAGCGCCCGCACCCGCUGUAGCAGCAGCCACCGAGGCCGCUGCGAGCGUUGCAGAACCCAAAGGGCCCGUGACGUUGCGCGUUGCCUCGCUCAAUGUGUGGUUCGACGAGGUGCUCGUGUCCGAUCGCAUUCGAUGCAUGACCCACACCAUUGCGACGUUGCAGCCGCACGUCGUCUUCCUCCAGGAGGUCACGCCCGACAUGAGUCGCCUCUUUAAAGCGCGCAUGGUGCAUCUCGGGUACGUCUCGCCCGGCGACGUGGUCGAUGUCGCGUACGGCGAAAUGAUCUUUCUCCAGCGGUCGCUGCCUGUCCACCACUACGAACGCGUCGACUUUCCACGCAGCACGAUGGGCCGGGGGCUGCACACGCUGCAAACGACGCUGGCCGGCCGGCGCUUGGCUGUGGCCACCGCGCACCUUGAAAGCCUCGGGCCCAACCGCGCCGUGCGCUUCGAGCAGCUCGACUGGAGCUUCCAGGUCCUGGCAAUGUCGGAUCAUCCGUGGGUCUUUGGCGGCGACAUGAACCUCGGCAACCGCGAGAAAGCGCAGCUUCCCGACGGUGUGGACGAUGCGUGGGUCGCGUGCGGCAGCGACCCGCUGCACGAACACACGUGGGACACGAGCGUCAACAAGAACCUCCCGGACGUCUCCUACGUCGCCAAGUGCCGGUUUGACCGCCUCUUUAGCUAUGGAAUGACCCCGACGACCUUCGCGACUUUCGGCAAGGACAAGCUCCCGACCGAUGCGACGAUGUACCCUUCCGACCACUGGGGCGUCGUCGCUACGUAUGCGUUGUCGUAACUUCAUAAGCCGUCCCCACGAGGGCUAGGGUUAUCCACACCUAAACCUAAUCCUCCAGAGACAGCAACCGUGUCCUUGCUGCCGAUUUACCUUACA